AUGCUGAGUGUUGUUUUGGACGGCAAUGUGAUCACAUCAUUCCAGAACUGUCUACUCAAUGGCAUCGCCAACGUAGAGCCUAGUGUUGAUUUACAAUACUUCGCUGAUCAUGAAGGCCCGCUUUCCGCCAAGGAGUUCAACGAGAUCAUAUGUUUCGCUUCGCAACAGCCAAGCUCGGAAUCCGUCCGCAUGAUCUUGGAGCCUAUGACUGACGUCCUCACUCAUGUCUGCUCGAAGGAGAAGUGGCUUUGUCACCAGCAAAUGUCUGAUGGCACUGGACAUUGGUUUGCUGUGGUUUUCGAGGAAUCCGGUGAGGUUCGGCUUGUUGACAGCACUGCAGGUGCACGUAGACUGUCCAUUGCUGCAGAUGGCCUGGCAUCCUUGUGCUGUCAACUUUCUGGGUUGACAUGGUUUCAACUUCGGAACAUUCCCCAAAGCAUUCCCAUGGACAACGAUCGUGCCUACAUGCUUGAGGGUACUGCGACGGGUGUUCAUGAUGAUUUCCGCGUUUCCUUCCGAACGCCCUUGCAACACUGUGUGAAGUGUCAGUCUACCUUAGAAGUUGAGCACAUCCCCAUGCGCUGCACGUCGAAGUCUUGUCGCAUACGACAUUUGUACAACUACAGGAAACAGGGUGGCAAGAAGCUUAACACAAUGCAGCAUGAUCAGAUGGACGUCAUCUUUGUCAACAGCAACACCGCCUUCGCAAAGGAGUUCCUGGAGUACCAUGAUGCACUCCAGUUUCGCGGCUGUGUCAGCAACAAUGCCAUUGCAUGGGCACAACAAGAGGUCUUAUGGCAAGAUGAGAACGAGCAUGCGAGCUGGAAUCAAGCGUACAGUAUCGCCAGCUUAUACUACUACAUGAUCCGCGAAGCUGAGAAAAUGUGGGCCCGAUCAACACACGCCAAGGACAAGCUCGCCGCCAUCGACCUGGACAAUCCACUCACCGACGCAUUCAUGGCGGAUUACACUUCUUGGUGGCACAAGCAUCAGCUGACGCGCACCGAGCACAUGUCCAUCCGGGAGAUUGUUCUUGAUGGUCAUGAGAAAGUGGCCACGAAAUGCUCCGGUGUGGCCCUGGAUGUCCUUCAUCUCGUGGCGAUGAGGUCAUCACAACUGGACUGCGUCGUUUAUGACAGCCAUGCUCCUGGCUGUCCCUGCUCUCCCCUGCAGCACAAGACCUUGAAUAACCGCCUGGAGGGCAUCAACACCUCCAUUGCCGAGCAAACCUUUGCUUGGUUUCGCGGUUAUGCCUCGCAGUUCAACACAAAGUCGCCACGCUCUCACGCGUUCUACGUCUUGCUGUAUGUGCAGAGGCACAACGACUUGACUCGUCAAGGCUACCGCAAUCAUUUGAACCCCUUCUCCGCCAGGAAGCAAGCUGCUAUGACAAGCGGCUUGCUUAAGCGCCCAGCUUGCAAGAAGUACACAUGCAGACGCCCAGCAUCAUCCCCACGAGCGUCUUCUGCGACUGCCAAAAGCGCCUUCGCGGACAAGAAGACCCCGUCCACCCAGGUGAUCAAGCGCCACGUCAAGAAGACCCCUGCCACCAAGAUGAUGAAGCGCAUCGUCAAGAAGUGA
Symbiodinium sp. CCMP2592 is the source of this 1581-nucleotide messenger RNA. NCBI's taxonomy places the organism in Eukaryota, Dinophyceae, Suessiales, Symbiodiniaceae. The record is from the annotation of a GenBank genome assembly.